Molecule: messenger RNA, 1284 nt
Organism: Heteronotia binoei (common prickly gecko)
Lineage: Eukaryota; Metazoa; Chordata; Lepidosauria; Squamata; Gekkonidae
Product: mas-related G-protein coupled receptor member H-like
Exons: 3
Coding region: 1-1284 (427 amino acids)
Biological process (GO): G protein-coupled receptor signaling pathway
Cellular component (GO): membrane
Molecular function (GO): G protein-coupled receptor activity
Source: RefSeq, a predicted model, not a curated record
AUGUCCGAUGUGGCCCUCAUGACAAAUGAUGUCACCAUCUCUGCUUUAGGAGAUGCAGAUGAUGUGAUCGGCCAGUUUCGUGACUACUGCUAUACUGCUGAUCCCGACAAAGCCCACCCAAUAACCAAUGCUGGAGAUGGGACAGAGUGUUGGUGGCAGAGUCCUUCUCUCUCCCAAGGUUUGAAGGAUGAUGAAGUAAACAUCACUUUAGACCUAGGACAGAAAUGUGAAGACAAGUCAAGACAGAAAUCCCAGAAGAAGAAAUUGAGCAUCGCAACAAACAUCAGCCUGAUAACCCUUUCUAUUAUGGAUGCUGCCUUGGAUUAUUACGAUGACCCUGAUUAUGCAUACUCUUCUUUCCCAAAUGACAAUAUCAAUUACGAGAAUGCUUCAGGAGACAUUUUAUCUCAGAAUACCACUUAUUAUGGAAGAGAAAAUAUCAUCAAUGAAGUUUUUGGCAUCUCCCUAGUGGUCAUCUGCCUUUUCGGAGCCGUAGGGAACGGGAUAAUCAUCUGGCUUCUUGGCUUCCGCAUUAAGAGGAAUCCUUUCAGCACCUACAUCCUGAACUUGGCCAUUGCUGAUUUGGGGGUCCUUCUGUCAGUUGCAUUUCUCGUUGUUAAUGUCAGGACUUUAUUCCAGUAUGAUCCUCCCAUUAUGACUCCAGUGCUCGUGUUCCUACUCCUAUCAACGUACAGCGCUAGUCAAUUCCUUCUGACGGCCGUCAGCAUCGACAGGUGCGUGGCCGUCUUCUUCCCCCUUUGGCACCGAUGCCGCCGGCCACCACAUUUAUCCACCAUCGUAUGUGCACUUAUAUGGGUCCUCUCCAUCCUGCUGACUGCAAUUACCUGCACUCUCAAAAGCUUGAAUCCGUAUGCAGCAACAACUGGAGAAUUUUGCCAGUUUAUUGUGAAUGCCGUGCUUUGCCUCCCGGUUGUGACAAUUGCCACUGCGUCCCUGUUCAUCAAAGUCUGCUUUAAAACACAGCAGCGUCGAAGGGGAAGGCUUUUGACCAUUGUCUUGUUUACUCUUCUCUUCUUCCUCCUCUUUGCUUUCCCGCUGAACGUCAUGUACAUCCUCUCUGGUCUUAAUUAUUUACCAUUAUACAUGGUAGUUGGUGCCGUUCUCUUAGCCUGUUUAAAUAGCAGCAUCAACCCAGUCAUUUAUUUCCUGGUUGGGAGACAAUGGAAGUCUAGAGGUAGGGAGAGCAUGAGGGUGAUCCUCCAGAAGGUUUUCAAGGAGGAAGAGGGCUGUGCAGAGGAAAACCCAGUUGAAAUCCAACUGUGA